This is a messenger RNA of Quercus robur (English oak), 955 nucleotides long. RefSeq lists its product as uncharacterized. The record is from RefSeq and is a predicted model, not a curated record. Gene Ontology annotation, molecular function: protein dimerization activity. NCBI's taxonomy places the organism in Eukaryota, Viridiplantae, Streptophyta, Magnoliopsida, Fagales, Fagaceae. The transcript is spliced from 2 exons. The coding region runs from base 9 to 815 and encodes 268 amino acids.
GGGAUUCAAUGAUAGAGAAGGUGAAGACAGCAAUAUAUCGGCACGAAGGCUUGGAAGAUGGUGAGUAUAGUUCAUUUUGGAGUGUGGUGUAUGAUAUACUCAUUGAUCGAUGGACUAAAAAUUGUACACCACUACAUUGCUUGGCUCAUUCCUUAAAUCCUAAGUAUUACUCCAUUGAAUGGCUUUCGGAGAAUCCAAAACGCAUCUCGCCACAUCGGGAUCAUGAAAUUUCUAUGGAAAGGAGCAAGUGUUUGGAUCGAUACUUUGAAGAUGAGAGUGAAUUAAAGGCAGUGAAGUGUGAGUUUGCUUCAUUCUCAGGAGGGAGGUUUCCUUCACCAGAUGCCUUGACAGAUAGGUGGGCCUUACUACCUUUGAUUUGGUGGCAAUACCAUGGCUCCGCAUUUCCAAUUCUUCAAUCCCUUGCCUUUAAACUUCUUGGACAACCUUGUUCAUCCUCAUGUGCUGAGAGGAAUUGGAGCACAUACAAAUUCAUUCAUUCCUUAAAAAGAAACAAAAUGGCUCCUGCACGCGCUGAAGAUUUGGUCUAUGUGCAUUCUAAUCUUCGACUCUUGUCAAGGCGCAAUGAGGAGUACGUAAAUACAUCAACAAAGAUGUGGGAUAUUGCAGGAGACUCUUGGAAUGAGAGUGACAUACAUGGAGGAGCUGGCAUUCUUGAGAAUGCAGCCCUUACACUUGAUGAGCCAGAGUUGGAGGCUAUGGUUAUUGGAAAUGCUAACACUAGUGUUACUACUAGUGAAAGUGAAGUUCGAAGUGAAGCUAUUGAUGUUGAUGUUGAUGAUGAUGCUAGUAUUUGAUUGUCUUGUUGAUGAUCUUUUAUUUUGUUUUAGUUUCAAAUUUGCAAGUUGUAUUCUAAUUUCCGAACAUCAUGAAUGUUUUAGUUUCAAUCUUGUGGGUUGUGUUUAAUUUAUGAACAUCAUGUUUUAGUUAUUAUCUA